AGUGAACCGCGUCCUAACCUCCACGUUGAUGAUGAAGCUUUCGACGUUGCUGCCCCUCCUUGCUCUUCCCUUUGCCUGGGCUGCAAGUACUGAUAACACCAGACAGGAAUUAAUCAAUCUUGCGUCUGUUAAUGGUAUUAUCAGGCUUGACCAUAAGGCUUUCGAUCUUUUGACUUCUCCGAAACGUAACUGGUCCGCUGCCAUCCAAUUCACUGCUCUCGACCGAAGGCGUCGAUGCGCUCCUUGCAAAGAAUUUGAACCCUCGUGGAACGCUGUAGCGCAAUCUUGGAAGUCGGCCCCGAAAGAACACAGAGACAAUCAUUUCUUUGCAACUCUCGACUUUGACGAAGCUCCCACCGUUUUCCAGCAGCUCGGCCUGAUGUCAGCCCCGGUCGUCUACGUGUACCCAUCCGUUCAAGGUCCUCACGCCCCAACGACCGAAAAGACCGGCCCAUCCAAAUACGAUUUCUCAUACGGUCUCGGGGCUGGACCUCUUGCUGAAUCCCUCUCUAAUCACACCCCCAUUCCCAUUCCUUAUAAAGAACCGCUCGAUUGGGCACGUCUAGUAUCAUUCGCCAGCGUUCUCUUGGGUCUCGCUAUCAUAGUCAGGUUUAUUUCUCCACUACUACAAAGUCGUUGGACUUGGGCCGCGAUUACUAUUAUCACCAUGCUCGUCAUGACCGGUGGUUAUAUGUUCACUCGUAUCAGAGGUUCCCCUUAUACUGGAGGAGACGGCAACUGGAUCGCGGGAGGUUAUCAAAAUCAAUUCGGGCAAGAAGUUCAAGUCGUUGCAGUUAUUUAUGGGACGCUGUCUUUCGCGUUCUUAAUGCUCAUCCUGAUCGUGCCGUAUCAGUCUUCGCCUUCCCGUCAGCGCCUUCAAAUAUAUCUCUGGACUGGUGUCAUUGUUCUUGUCUAUUCCGUUCUUAUCACUCUGUUUAAGGUCAAGAACCGCGGUUACCCAUUUAGGCUUCUCCUGUAGAAGAUUGGUUUAGGAUUGUAUUGAGGACAAUAGCCUUCCAAAAUUUGUUGAUUCAUAGUCCUAAUCCGUUCAAAAACAUUCUUUCACAUUAACAAUGCUAUCUAUCGUACAAGGAAAUUUGAAAUCCUAAUAAAGAUCAAAAAAAGUC
Messenger RNA from Marasmius oreades (fairy-ring Marasmius), 1127 nucleotides. RefSeq lists its product as uncharacterized. The record is from RefSeq and is a predicted model, not a curated record. Lineage: Eukaryota; Fungi; Basidiomycota; Agaricomycetes; Agaricales; Marasmiaceae. Bases 29 to 979 code for a protein of 316 amino acids. The transcript has 6 exons. Gene Ontology annotation, cellular component: oligosaccharyltransferase complex.